Molecule: messenger RNA, 306 nt
Organism: Pipistrellus nathusii (Nathusius's pipistrelle)
Lineage: Eukaryota; Metazoa; Chordata; Mammalia; Chiroptera; Vespertilionidae
Source: the annotation of a GenBank genome assembly
AUGGCGGGCCCCGCCCUCCUGCUGCUGCUGUUGCUGGUCAGCUUCCUGGCCUUCGACCUGCUCCACAGGCCCACGGGCCCUGCCCGGCCACCGCACACCCACCUUGCAGGGGGCCAAAGCCGAGGGGCCGGCGAGGGCCCAAGACAGCAGGAGGCGCUGCUCCUGCGUACAGUGGCAGUCACAGGACGACUCAGCCUCCAGGAGGCUCUGCUUCUCCUGCUCCUGGGCCUGGAGCUGCUCUUGGGAGCCCGAGGCAUGCCCUUGGCCCUGCUCGGCCUGGCUUUCUGCCUCUAUCCUUGGGCCUGA